AUCCUAUGCUUUUGAGAGUCUCUGACUGAGUGAGGAUCAGAGAGGGAGUGGAGUUUCUCUUUUUGGGUUGUUCUCUUGCUGCCAAUUCAGCUUAGAGAGAAAGAUCAAGGAGCAUGAAGCCCAUCAAGGCGCUUUGCUUUCUUGAUUUCUAAAGAUAAUAUCACCCAAGAGCUUGGAAUGAGAAAGAUAGUUAGGCCUUGUAUUUAGAGAGAGAGACGUAUGUUUGCCUGUUGAGCAUAUAGAGAGAAAGGUAAGUAGAAUGAAUAGACUGGUGUGCUUCCUCUUUGGUCUGCUUCUUGGCUUACCUUCUCACUUCAUGGAAGUGGAGGGAGAUGCCCUCUCCCCGGCCAUGUUCAUUUUCGGUGACUCUCUUGUCGACGACGGCAACAACAAUCACAUUCCUACGGUCGCAAGGGCGGACUAUGCGCCGUAUGGCGUCGACUUUGGGUACCCGAACGGCCGAUUCACUAACGGCCUCACCGUGGUCGAUUAUGGAGCCAAAUUAUUAGGGCUACCCCUUAUACCCGCAUACUUAAGCCCUCUGUCAAAAGGCCCUGCCAUACUCAAGGGUCUCAAUUAUGCAUCAGCAGCAGCUGGCAUCCUAGACCAAACAGGAAGACAUUUUGGCUCACGCAUUUCUCUUAACCAACAAUUGAACCUUUUCGAGAAGACUGUAAAGGUGGAUUUACCUGUACUGCUUGAAAGUGCAGAAACCCUAUCUUUGUAUUUGUCCGAAAGCAUUUUUGUAGUGGGGAUUGCAGGAAACGACUACAUAAACAACUAUCUUCUUCCCUUAUUGUAUGACAGCAGCCGUGUAUAUUCUCCUGAUGCAUUUGCUGACCUCCUCAUCAAUACCUACUCCCAACAAUUAAGGAGGUUGUAUGGUUUAGGUGCAAGGAAAAUGGUGGUAGUGGGAGUUGGGCCACUAGGAUGCUUACCCAGCCAAAUAUUCAUGGUUAACAACAAUGGGAGCUGUGUUGAUAACGUCAAUGACUUGGUGUUAGGGUUUAACGAUCGAUUGUUCGACCUCAUCGACACCCUCAAUUCUACUCUGCCGGAAUCCUUCUUUAUUUAUCAAAAUGCGUAUUCAAUCACAUUGGACAUUGUGACCAACCCUUCAAGCUAUGGAUUCACAUACGGAAACACAGCUUGCUGUGGACUGGGGAGAUAUGGAGGAUACUUGAGAUGCCUUCCCCUCCAGCCACCAUGUAACAACAGGGACCAAUAUGUCUUCUUUGAUGCUUUUCACCCAACGAGUGCUGUUAAUUCUAUCAUAGCAGAGAGAUGUUAUGGGGAAUCACCGACAGAUGACUGCUAUCCAAUUGGCGUUCGUGAGCUAGCACAACUAUAGAGGAACUGUACAAAACCUAAAAUAAGAGAAAAAGAAAGAACACUAUUGUCUACCUGCUGUACUUUUCUUUCUUUUCUCUCUUUGAGUCGAAUCUGCUCCUUCUCUCACAUCUUCUUAUUUCUAUUUCUCUUCUUUAAUCUGAUGGGUUCAAAUAAGAAUCGACCUCGUAUUGUCCUCUUCCAUUCUAGAAAUUGUAUUAUUAGAUCACUAUUAUGUAUCGAAAUGUCAUCCAUAUACUCUUCAUCAA
This is a messenger RNA of Amborella trichopoda, 1598 nucleotides long. It is a transcript of the gene GLIP7, whose product is annotated as GDSL-motif lipase 7. NCBI's taxonomy places the organism in Eukaryota, Viridiplantae, Streptophyta, Magnoliopsida, Amborellales, Amborellaceae. Gene Ontology annotation, molecular function: hydrolase activity, acting on ester bonds. The record is from RefSeq and is a predicted model, not a curated record.